UCACAUUACACAAAUGACGAAUGGGUUUAUCGUAAACUAGAUUAACCUGUAGUCUAUGACAUCACAUUACACAAAUGAGAUACACAAGAUAUGUAUUCGAUCGAUACUUAAGUACUUGUAAAAGGUUAUGUCAUUGUUUUGGGAAAAUGGGGAGCAUUUAAACCAAUACACAUGUUUUUGAAACCGACAUCAAAUUGUCGGAAGUGAGACCUUUUUAGUGACACCUUACGGUUCUCCGGUCGAGCACAUCAGCUAUAUAUAAAUAGCUCAGCUACACAUAUCACAGUUUGCUACAACAACUCAGGGAUGUAAUCUGUUGCAUAUUAUCUGGUGGGAUAUCGGCUGUAUAUACGUUAGAGAUCGUGUACACGUAGAUCUAUAUGAAGCGAUGGAGGAUAUUGGGCCAGAAUGGCAGUGGUUUUUAAGUGUCUACAUCUGUGUGCUGGUUAUGUAUGGAUUGUUUUCAUUUGCGAUCCUCUUCAACAUGCUGUUUAUGUGGAAAAUUAGAAACAGAAUUCAAACUGUAUCAGAGGAAACGCCAGACCAAAUCACGAUAGAGAAGCAAACAGCUUCCAACAAACACAUAGUUUCCAUUGUUAUCACGGAAGUGUCUGAUGCCUCGAUUUCGUCAUCUCCAUCCAAUUUUUCGCCGAUGUCAACUAUUUCAUCCGUCUCACAACUUGACGCGAGGUCCCUGGAUAAUGUGUCUGCUGUAGAACCGCUGAUUGUGAACAAAACAACUACAACAGAUAGUCUCCAACCAUUUGAUUAUUCUUCUUCGGAAAUUGACUGCCUAAAAACGCUGUGAAGAGGAAAUUAAUAGUAUACAGAGGGUGUGUGGAAUCGUCUCCCCUUUUUUAUUGAAUAAAUGUCCAAAACACUCAACACAAAAACGAAAUUUAAUAACACCAUUAAGGAAAUAUAUAUAUCAUAGAAAAUGAAAUAUAAGGCAGCAUGAACUGCACAGUAAAAUGUAUUUCCAAUGCAUUUAAUUUUGCUGCAUUCGAUAUUUAUAAAAACAAAACUAUUAGAUCUAUACAGUCGCUAAUUUAGAUAAAGUUGAAGUAUUGUUUAAAUAUAGUUUUUAUUUCACUGUUCUUACAUUUUGUAAAUCCUCUAAAAUUUGAACCGUCAAAAAACUAUCUCUCAUAGUAUGCAGAAAAUGUGUAGACAUAUACAUAUAUGUAUAUGAAGGUAUAUUGUAAAAUAUAUCAACAGUAUUUUUCUGUAAAACAUGUACAUAUACAAUGUAGAAAUUUAUUUUUUGAAAAUAUAACACUUUCCUUGAGUUCGGUGAAUGGGAGGGUUCUUGUUUCUGGAAUGAAUGAUUUUGAAUUUUGUUUAACAGAUUUUAUAAAAUGUUUCGAAGUACCAAGUCUAGUUGAAAUGGAGGUAUGGGAACGAUGAAGAAAGUGUGUAUGAGGUAACUUAUGUAUAUUUAAAGAGCGAUAGGAGAAAUGGAGCUGUAUAAUGGUUGUUUUAAAGGCAGCGAAAAAAUGCAAAAAAGUGCCUGUUUUAGGUUGUAUUACGUGAAGCUGGUAUUUGGAAUAAUCCUCGAAUCAUGUACGUACAUGUGGAUUGUUGGCCUUAGUACCAUUUUACUCCGCUAGGACGCGCUAAUGUUACUGUUUUUGAAGCGAAGCCUGUAAACUAUGACAGGCAAACCAAUCUAGGCUACAAAUUGAAAAGUAUAACAGUGCGCAAUCUAGAGGAGAGAAAUGUUUCAAGACUGAGUUAUAUAAAGGUAGUAUCCUCGACUGUCAAUACACUCAAUAUAUAUAUAUUGACAAGCGAAAGCGAGCGAGGCUAAUACCUGUGAUGUUAUAUUAGUGCCGGUGCAAUUAAGAUGAUAUUAUGCAUUUGAUGUAUGGAACUACAGCAAUUUGAUUUAAGUAUGUUGAUGUAAAAAAGAUAUGACAAUCACAAUAGCAGUCUGUACGUAAACUCGUGGUCAGGGUCAUUAACUCUGUCAUAGUGAAGUUGUAGAUAAAAACUACUAAGGU
This is a messenger RNA of Pecten maximus, 2003 nucleotides long. RefSeq lists its product as uncharacterized. The record is from RefSeq and is a predicted model, not a curated record. Bases 389 to 808 code for a protein of 139 amino acids. The transcript is spliced from 6 exons. NCBI's taxonomy places the organism in Eukaryota, Metazoa, Mollusca, Bivalvia, Pectinida, Pectinidae.